GUGUGCCCCGGUCACACUCUGCGCUGCAGAUUUUCAGCCAAUUCCGGCUCCCCUCUCGCCCAUUCUCACUCACUCUUUUGUUCUCCAGGCAUUCAUUACGAUGCUACAACCUUGUAGCCAAUUAAUGCUCUCCCUCGCUACUUGUAGCUUCAGUGUCCGCAAUUUCGGGCGGCAAUUCUUAAGGUUAUGCAGUUUGUGAGACUGUUCUUGUUUGCUCGCGUCGUGCUGUGUUUCUCGGUAGGUGAUUUUCGUGAAGAGGCUGAGGGGUUGCGGAGUAUGGGGCAAGAGAAGAGAUAUUGGUGCGGGUUUAUCGCGUGAGAGAGGGGAUUAGAGGAGAGGCGUCGGUGUUUUAAUCAGGAAGUAGAAGAGCAGUGAUACAGGAGGAGAGGGAGAGGAAGUGAGAGAGGAGGCGACAUGAAGGGGAUUUUGAGCCGGGCGAGAAGCAGUCCUCGAGGGGGCGGGGAUGCGUUGGUGAAAGAGAAGGAACCCUUCAAUGUGGGGCCGUACAGGUCGAAGAGUGCGAGCCCUGGGCGAAAGCCUCGUAACAAUAGCGAGAACGUUCCUCCAGAUAGCAACGCCCAUGCAGCUGAGGGGAUGUCGCCGGUCCAAUGCAAGGCUGGGAUGUCGAAGGCGUCGAAAAGCUCUAAGGAAAUGUUUGCUUGCAACAACAACAGCCCAGCUCUUCCACCAAAACCUCCCAGGCCUUCCCCUGCUCGAAACGGUUGUGGUCCCACCCAAUUUAACGAUAAGAGCCACGGCCAUGAUCAGGGUGGCAAUAUCAAACGAAAAAUUAAUUGGGACAUGCACACAGACAACGCCACCGCGGCCUCCGAAACAUCCUCAGCUGACACGGGUGUCAAGGUAAUUGUUAGAGUGAGGCCUUUGAACAAGAAGGAAGAGGCAGAGGAGGCUGAGCAAGUCGUGCACCGAUUAUCGGCCACUGGUGUUUCGCUGGCCGAUCAGCUGUUCACAUAUGAUGCAGUGGCUGGAGAGGAUGCGUCGCAAGAAGCUGUCUUCCAUAUGGUGGGUCUACCUAUGGUGGAGAAUUGUCUCGCAGGCUUUAACAGCUCUAUCUUUGCGUAUGGGCAGACGGGCAGUGGAAAAACACACACUAUGUGGGGCGUGAUGUCAGAAUCAGAAGACUUCCCUUCGGAAGGCCGAGGCCUUACUCCUCGAGUUUUUGAGAAACUAUUCGCUCGUAUUGAUGAAGAAGAGAGGAUAAAUGCCGACAAACAGCUUGUGUAUCAGUGUCGAUGCUCCUUCUUGGAGAUCUACAAUGAACAGAUAACUGAUCUGUUGGAACCUUCUUUGAAGAAUCUCAUGAUUAGAGAAGACACAAAAUCAGGUGUUUAUGUCGAUAAUCUCAGUGAAGAAUUUGUCUCAUCAGUUCAAGACGUGACUCGCAUUCUUAUCAAGGGCCUGGCGAACCGGAGGGUAGGUGCAACAACAAUGAACAGUGAAAGUUCGCGAUCUCAUUCUGUCUUCACCUGCGUGAUAGAAUCUCGAUCUAAGAGUGAGGGCGAGGGCAUAAGCAGCGUUAGGAGCAGUAAAUUAAAUCUUGUAGAUUUGGCAGGGUCAGAGAGACAGAAACAGACAGGUUCUGCCGGCGAGCGACUGAAAGAGGCCGGAAACAUUAACAAGUCUCUUUCGCAGCUAGGUAAUGUGAUAAACAUUCUGGCCGAAGUUGCACAGUCUGGAAAACAUCGUCACAUACCAUACCGAGAUUCUCGUUUGACAUUUCUGUUGCAAGAGUCUCUAGGUGGGAACGCGAAACUGGCUAUGAUUUGUGCUGUAUCUCCAGCAAGCAGCUGCAAAAAUGAGACUCUGGGUACACUAAGAUUCGCUCAGAGAGCGAAGGUCAUCCGGAACAAGGCAGUUAUCAAUGAAGAGAAAGCCAACGAUGUCAAUCUUCUACGCGAGCAAAUCCGGCAGCUUAAGGAUGAGUUGACAAGGAUGAAAUCAAAUAGUGGUGCGGAAGCUGCUGAUGGGAGUGGGUAUUCCACUGGCUGGAACGCCCGCAGAAGUUACAACCUUCUGAGGCUCAGCUUGGGUCACCCAAUGAAAGCCCCACUGCUUCUGAACGAUGACAAUGAUGAUGAUGAUAUGGAACUAGACGAUGACAUGGAAACUACUUUAAACGCGAUGGCAGUUCGUCUCUCCCAAGGAACUGGCGUAUCCCAGUCCACAGACAUGGAACUUGGGUCUCCCAAAUUGCGGGAUUCUUGUAAGGUGAAGAGUUCCGGCAGUGAGGAGGGGAAUGACCAGAAUAUCAGGACCCUUGCGUUAGGCAAAGCGGUGGAGGAUACACCUAGCAUUGAAUCCCCAACCACUGGCGUUGUUAAUAACGCCAACGGCAAUCUUCUAGCGCUGGACGUUCCCGACGCACCUUCCAGUAAGUCAUCUGAUCUUAACAUGCCACUAGAAAGUAAUUCUCCAAAGGGAAUUAAGAAAGCAUCAGGAAAUGGGAUGAAGUUUGGUCUUAUUCCCCUCGCUGAGAACGAAGAUGUCGUAGAUUUUGGUGCUGAAGCUAUUCCAGAUGUCAAAACCGUUCUUCGCAACUCCAUGUCCAUGCCUUCUCCGUCACCAAGAGAUCGCCUGGCUGCGAGUCUCCAAAAAGGCCUCCAAAUUCUUGAUCUUCAUCAGAAGAGCUCUUUGCGAAGGUCUACAAAUAUCCGAUUCUCCUUUCAAAGUGACCCGAAAAGUCUCCGGGAACCAGAGAAGGAGCCAGUAGGGAUGGCCAGUAUUUGCUCCAAAUGCCAGCUGCGCUCUUCUAUGGCAGGUGUGAGAUCCUCCUUCCAAAUCCCGAAUCCGAACAAGAAACCCCUGUCUCUGGAGGCGGGAGUUCAAGUAUCUCCUCCUAAGGCGCUCUCAAAGAGCGCCGAGUUGGCUGCCUUUCUCGAGAUUGGUUGUAAGACUAUGUUGCCAGAUUCUCCUGACAGCUCUCUUGAGAUGUCAGGCGACAGUAAGUCGGAGAACAAGGUCCUUACUCCUCGUAAACCUGAGUAUGCACAGGCGAUCGAGGCUUUGCUCGCCGGCUCGAUUAGGAGGGAAAGAGAAGCUGAAGAGGUUUUGACUCAGCAAGCUUCCGAGAUAGAACAGCUCAAUCGUCUGGUACGUCAUUAUAAGCACGAAAGGGAAUGCAAUGCAGUUAUCCAGCAAAGCCGAGAAGAGAAAAUCGUUCGGUUGGAAGCCCUCAUGGCCGGUGUACUUCCUCGUGAAACCUUUCUAAGCGAAGAAUGGGCAGCGCUUCUUCAUGAACAUAAGACCUUGCAAGAGAAAUUCGAUAAGCAUCCCGAGGUUACUCAUUCCAAAAUGGAGCUUGAGAGGCUACUGGAUGAACUGGGUCGUUACAAGACCUUCUUUGACCUCGGAGAAAGAGAAGUCCUUUUGCAGGAGAAUAUGGACUUGCGAAACCACCUUCAGACUUACCUUGAGUGUGACACGCCAGGACCUGCAAAGCAACGGCGGCUCUCUUUGACUUCGAAGGCCAUCCGUGAAUCGGCAGCGGGUCUUAGCCUUCGAACUACAGUUUCUCAUUGUCCUUUGGAAUCGGGUGAUGCCCCUGAGACCGAUCAGUUGGCGAUCGAGCGUAGAUUGUGGCAGGAGAGAGAGCUCGAAUGGCUCACGCUGAUGGAGGAGAUGCAAUCUGAGUCUGAAAAAUAUAGGCUACUUGCAGAGAAGAGGAAGGUCGAACUGGAUGGCGAGAAGAGGUGUGCCAAAGAGGUACAAGAAGCUCUUCAAAUGGCAAUGGAAGGGCACGCACGGCAGUUAGAGCAGUAUGCUGAGCUUCAAGAGAAGCACAUCUCUUUGCUAGGGAAGAACCGGAAGAUACGCGAAGGCUUGGUAGACCUAAAGAAGUUAGCUAAGAAAGCUGGAGUCACUACCACGGACACAAGGUGGUUUGAGUGUCAAGCUGAGCAACUCGUAGCUAUGCGGAUAGACCAUGAGCUUGAACGCGAUGCUGCUAAAGAGGAGGCCGCGGCGUUGCAAGCGCAGCUUCAAGAUACUGUCGAAGCGGUAGCGGCUGCUGGGGAGCUGUUGGUGAGGCUUAAGGAAGCCGAGGAAGCUGUGUGCAUGGCCCAGGAUGCGGCAGCUAUGGCCGGUCAAGAAGCGAAUAGGAUUCAUAGGGAAAUGGAGAAGCUGAAGAGGAAGCAUGAGGCUGAACUAGCUGCAGUGCAACAAAGCUUGCUGGAGACUCGUAUGCAGAAGCCACAGCUGUGUCCCAUGUGCGUCAUGGCUGAGAGGGUGAAGUUUGAGUUUACGGAGGUUGAGCCUGAAACAACUGCCCGAACCGAGUCGAAGUCCAAUAUGCUAUCUUUCAGGUCAUUAUCUACUCCUGGACUUGGUCCUCGGAGUAGCUGGAACAGUGGGCCAGACGGGAGUUGUGCCAAGGAUGAUGAAGAGGAAAGCAUUGCUGGAGAACUGGAGGACAGGGGCCUUCUUCUGGAAAAUCUAGAUUUCGAUGAGUUUGUCGACGAGCCUCUCUAAACCCACUCUGUAACUAUAAUAACUCAACUUACACUUAUACGAACAAAUCUAUAGAAUACCUCGGUUUUAGAAUCAUCUCAGAUGUACGAUUGUUUAGGAUAAAAGGUUAGUAUAACAGAAUCACAAAGGGUAGCUCGUUUGCCCAAAUUACAUCUCUUUAGUAUGGCCCCUCAUCAUCUCAUGAGGUCCGUCAGUGUGUGGGGUUGUUUCUAUUCCAUCCAUCGAACCCUCCCUAGUCAGCAGCUGCAGCCCAGUUGACUGUAAUUUAACUGAUCCUUUUUCUAGAUUUUACUCUACUUUAGAUUUCAUUUUUGAAAGAAUACCGCUCACUUAACCAAUCUUUCAAAGAAACCGUUGAGUGUCAAUAGCUGCAGCACAAUAGUUUUGUAUUCUGAAUUUUCGGUAUAUAAUCUUCUGGAGCUACUAGUUUCAAUUAAUCUUUGUGGCAGACUUGAAUAUAUUUUCCUCCAAAUUUUUUGA
Molecule: messenger RNA, 4968 nt
Organism: Physcomitrium patens
Lineage: Eukaryota; Viridiplantae; Streptophyta; Bryopsida; Funariales; Funariaceae
Product: kinesin-like protein KIN-12A
Biological process (GO): microtubule-based movement
Molecular function (GO): ATP binding; microtubule binding; microtubule motor activity
Source: RefSeq, a predicted model, not a curated record